This is a messenger RNA of Oncorhynchus keta (chum salmon), 5240 nucleotides long. RefSeq names its product cysteinyl leukotriene receptor 2-like. The coding region runs from base 238 to 1776 and encodes 512 amino acids. Gene Ontology annotation, cellular component: plasma membrane. Lineage: Eukaryota; Metazoa; Chordata; Actinopteri; Salmoniformes; Salmonidae. The record is from RefSeq and is a predicted model, not a curated record. The transcript is spliced from 3 exons. Gene Ontology annotation, biological process: G protein-coupled receptor signaling pathway. Gene Ontology annotation, molecular function: G protein-coupled receptor activity.
CUAGCACAACUCCUGAUGUAUCUGAGGAGAGGAGAGAAGAGGAAAGGAGAGGAGAAAACAGAAGAGGGACUUUUUAUGAAGACAUAGUUUAUAUUAUCUGGGGUGUUUUGACUGGACAUACUCAGAAGACUCCAGAUGUGUGUAGUUAGAGUCUUCUAACAUUAAUCUACCAGUACUGUAGUAUCUGAUAACAACACAGCAAAGGUCGACAGGCACACACUAUUUGUCCCACGAACGAUGUUCAACAGAAUGACAACUCUGUGGCUUGAAACGUCCCACUCGCUCGACUACACCCUUCCACCAGUGAUCAUUCACCUUGGUAACCACACCACGACAGCAUUCAAUAGCAACCAGUCCUGUAGUGGUGAUGACGAGAUCUUUAAGUACCGAGCCUACACUGUCACCUACCUACUGGUGUUCCCUAUGGCGUUUCUUAGCAACAUUGGAGCGCUGUUUGUGUUCCUGCGACUGAUGCCCAAACGGUCUGCGUCCUCUGUCCUCAUGACCAAUCUCGCCCUAUCAGAUGCAUGCUUCUCCCUCACCCUGCCGCUGCGAUUGGCCUACUACUUCAGAGGCGCUCGCUGGGACCUCCCUGAUUGGCUGUGCCGACUGUGUGUGUUUUGCUUCUAUCUCAACCUCUACACCAGCGUUCUCUUCCUUACUGGACUGAGCGUGCUCCGUUGGCUGGCCGUGCUGAAGCCUCUCCGUCAUCGAGCCUUGGCCACGCCCCUUCGUGCUUUAUUGGCUUGCUUGGGCAUUUGGCUGUUUGUGGGCGGCGCUUCAGUCCCAUUCCUGUUUUCGGGGACCAGGGUGAGGGCGGGACUAACACGCUGCUUCGAGCCACGUAACCCUGCCUCCUGGAAGAUGAUCUUCAUUCUCAACUACGUGGGCAUGACAUUCGGCUUCCUGAUCCCGUUCCUCACCAUCCUCGGUUGCUACGGCUGCAUCAUCCACCGACUGACAGCUACAGUCUCGUCAGCAUUAGGGUUGACUGGUAGCCUGAACAGGAACAAGAUACGUAACCAGGGGAGACGUCGGCGCCGGCGCCGGUCUCUGCGUCUGGUCGCCAUGGUGAUCUGCACAUUCCUACUAUGCUUUCUGCCCUAUCACGUGGCUCGCUCACUGCACCUGCACGCGGUGGUGGGCAGGUGGGGCUGUGUUGCUACGGCGACACUGCAGCGGGUGUUGGUGGUGACGCUGUGUCUAGCGGCGGCCAACAGUGCGGUUAACCCUCUGUUGUACUACUACUCCGGGGAGACCUUUAGAGCGGUCAUACGCAGCGCCUCGUCACGACGACGGUCCUUCUCCUCCUCCUUCACUCAGGGCAGCCUGCUGCUCUCUCGCAGAAAGAAGACCACAAUGCCUACAACAGCAACAAUGCGAGACUCACCCCUCGCUCCAUCCCUAACCCUUCCUGGGUCCCUACCAGACACACCCCUCGCUCCACCCCUAACCCUUCCUGGGUCCCUACCAGACACACCCCUCGCUCCACCCCUAACCCUUCCUGGGUCGCGACCAGACACAAACCUCGCUCCACCCCUAACCCUUCCUGGGUCGCUACCAGACACAAACCUUGCUCCACCCCUAACCCUUCCUGGGUCGCUACCAGACACAACUCUCGCUCCACCCCUAACCCUUCCUGGGUCGCUACCAGACACAAACCUCGCUCCACCCCUAACCCUUCCUGGGUCGCUACCAGACAGAACCCUCGCUCCACCCCUAACCCUUCCUGGGUCCCUACCAGACACACAAAGCCGUGUGGAAGACAGUCUAUAAAGGGUUCAAAACCUAUUUGCCCUAUACCCCACCUACUUACAGACACUGAGACCUGAACACCUAGCUACAUUCUCCAGAAUCAGAGACACUUUUCUGCACAUGUAAAAUGGAGCCCUGAGGCCUGAACCAGAACCACACACACACACACACACCCACACGGAGACACUAACCUUUAGGUUUCCGAGGCACUUUGUGGGUGUGCUCUCUGUUAUUUCCAUUCCCGCUGCCCGGCCGGCAGCCACAGGUGCCGGGCCUACUUUUGUUUGAUUGUUUAUUAUCCCAGUGUUAAUCAUUACACUCUUCAUAGAUGUAUCAUAUAGGUCGAAAACAGUUUGCACAAGUCCCACAGGCUCACAUUUGUAGGUUAAAUUUAAUAAUAUCUUCAGUUGAUCAUAGUGACUGACAAUUCUUGCCUACGUAAUACAUAUUUAGUUUUUUCCUUGACAUUGAAGUAACGAAUAACUAUAUUUGAUGCAAGAGCUUCGAAUACCACAUGCAUCUCACAAAAGACCUCAUCCAACAUCAAGAGGCUCUUGUCCAGUUUGACAUUGCAUAUAAAGUUAGCAGGACCAUUGGAGACCAGCCAGACCUCAUGCAGAGAUUUGAUAAAGACUGUUGGCUGAAGCCAGAGUCUGGAAAGCACUCAAUCCCAAGGACAUCUGAGGAUAUCAACCAUAUAGUAAGUGUGCUUCUUGAUCAGGUGUGUACCUGAUCACGAUUACUUUGACACCUGUCAGGUUUUACCAAAGCUUCCAGAACAUCCAAAUAAACCUGUUGCGCAAAUUGGACUAUGAGAAACUAGUGUUGUGGAUCAGCAACCCCAAACUGAAAUCACACUGUGAGAAGAACAAACUGUCUGCUCAUUUGACACGCAGACAGAGGCCCAAAGUUGACAGUUGAUUUCAGCUGUAGUGCUGAGACCCUAGAAUAGAAAUUGUUAUCUUAAAUGCCACAGUUAGAGAAGUGAUGUAAGAAAUGGGAAAGAAUAAGUAGUACUGAAACCAAUGACAAUGUAGACUCACAAAAUGUAUAUUUAUUUUUAUAAUGUUCAGUGGCGUGUAUUCAUGGUUGACAAGGGAAGCCAGGCUGCCCACAAAAAAAAUACAACAAAAAAAAAUAUUAAUUUAUCUUUCGUCUCUGUAUUUCAUAAUUUUCCUUCAAUUUGAAAUAAGCUGUAUAUUUCUCACCCUCUGUCUUUGUAUGUGUCUGGUCAAAAAGAUGCUGAUGCUGUCUGGUCAAAAAGAGUAUGACAUUGUUGCCGCCUGUAGCAUUUAAUGCAAGGGAGGCCUCCUUUGAUAAAAAAAAAGUAUAAAAUAAUAGCCAAUCAGCGUUGAGCUAAACUGAGUGAGUUCAACUGUGAAUAGUCCUGGAGCACCAAAACAAGUGUCAAGGGAAGCCAGUGAGGAUUUGGCUUCACCCCAAACGUAAUUGACAGAAAAAAAACUUGAAUUGUUGCAUCUCGUUGUGUUGUUGUCCUCCAGUGGCUAGCUAGCUAAAAUUGGUAUUUUCCUAAAUUGGCCAUGGAUGGAGACAGGGAUUUUGACUUUUUAAACUCUCCGUAUUGGCCGAUGAUUAUAACGGCAAUUCUGAUCCAACCAUAAAUGCAUACAUUGCUGUGCCUGAGAGGAUGGAAGUUCCAUAUGUAGCUAGAUGUAACUAAUGUUAACUAGCUGGCCUGGCACAUUGUUGCCCAUGAAAGUAAGUUAGGCUAGCAAGAAAGCAUUUUAGUCAGAUAGCCUAGGACAACAAAAAAUGUUAGCCUGUACUGUAUGACAGAGUCAUAGGCCCUUUCGUCAUCAUGAAAGCGAGGAGGACGGCAUUGGUGUUUCUUUACAAGUAGGGUCAACAUGUUUUUUCUAGUUACACGGACGCACGCACACACACACAAACAGAGAAGUCAGAACCAUGGAAAGCCACAUCAUAUUUGGCUUACGUAGUUUGAACUAUCUUUUAGUUGUAUUCACUGUAUUAGAUUAAGGUGAUUUGAUGAUGUUGAAAUGGUGCUUGAAUAGUGGAGGCAGCUCCUGUUUUCUUUGUGACUUGCAUUAACUCUCCAUGGUUCUAAAUCAAUAGUCGUUUAGUAGUCCGAAAAUGUUGCUUGACCAUGCUGUAGGUAACUGUUUGUUACAUGCAAUAUGCUUUGUGGACUUCACCGGACAGAGGUUCCUCUCCAGUUUUGUGAUGAAACAAAGGUGUGGUUGAAUUUAUUCUGCCACUGUAUCUUCUAAUUGUCUUGGCCUUAGGCCUGUAUAUCACAGGUGCAAGGCAUUUGAACUAACAGGUUAUAGCGCAAACAACACAAUUAUCAAAACACAGGUUGUAAUAUGGCUUUUUUUGUGGCUUGGCUUCCCCUGUGAUUUUAUCCACACACCGCUACUGAUUACGUUACAUUUUUUUGUACCAUUUAUUUGUGUAAUUAUUUUAACUGAAAAUAUUCCCUGUACCUUUUUUUUUACCAUUUAUUUGUGUAAUUACUUUGUUAUGUACUGUUAAUAUUCUUCCUGUUGUUGCUGUCUGAGACUUUAUAUAGGAAUAAGUUAUAUGGGCUAUGAUUUGUACACCAUGCAAGAGCAGUAACACAACUGCCGUAGCCUUUUCCCAAUUCACUUUUUCAACUUUAAAAGUUUAUAGUAGUACACUUUGUUACUUAUUUCAUCCAAAAAGGCAAUUACAAAUUAAUUUACAAUAGUCAUAUAAUCCACUGAGCAUUGAUGUUUCCAAAUCUGGAUUAUUUAUUAAAGUCAAGUGAAGGAGAAAAAUUAAGGAACAAGUAACUAUGGGUGACAGGUCACAUCUUGGCCCACUCUAUACUUUAGAUCAGGGUUUCCCAAACUCGGUCCUUAGAUCUGGGGUGCACAGCUGUUUCAAAUAAUCAAAGCAUGAUGAGUAAGGGAAUUGUGCUCCGAAUGAUUUUGUUAGUCUUACUCUAAUUAGCUGAUGUGCAAUAAACAGAGACACUACCAUGAACAGUUGUGUGGUCAAAUAAUACCUCUCUCUGUUAUUGCCGAUGCCCUUCACUGACCAGUCUAUGUCUUGGAUGUAAUUGUUGUCCUGCAUGCCUCUCCUUGCAAUGGCAUGAGGUAGCACAAUUGUCACAGGUGUUAUGUGUCACGCCUUGGUCAUAGUGUUUUGUGUUUUCGUUAUAUAUUUGGUCAGGCCAGGGUGUGACAUGGGUUUAAUAUGUUGUGUUUUGUAUUGGGGUUUUGUAGGCAUUGGGAUUGCGGCUGAGUAGGGGUGUAGCAUAGGUUUGGCUGCCUGAGGCGGUUCUCAAUCAGAGUCAGGUGAUUCUCGUUGUCUCUGAUUGGGAAGCAUAUUUAGGUAGCCGGGGUUUCACUGUGUAUUUCGUGGGUGAUUGUUCCUGUCUCCGUGUUAGUGUUCACCAGACAGGCUGUAUAGGUUUUUUGUAUAUUUAUAAGUUAUUUCAUGUAUCGCGAUCAUUCAUUAAAGAACAUGAGUAACAACCA